AUGGGUCUGCGCAGAGCCAGCUUGGGUUCAGAGCAUUUCUUAGGUCAGGGCAGGAUCUAUUUCUCCCCAUUACCUGCUCAAAAGCCCAAAUCUCCAAAAGCCAAGCACCCUGGAAGCACGCUGCAGCUGCAGUGUUCACUUCUGCAGUGUGGCAAGUACAGGAGCUGCAAGAAGGUGAAACCUGUCUACGAUAUAGCUGACAUAAGGACGGCCCCCAACCCAUCCUCCCCUCACCCCGGGCACCCACCCGUGUUUCUGCCGCCCCCACGCCCCGUUCCCUCCCCUGCCCCACGCCCCGUUCCCUCCCCUGCCCCACGCCCCGUUCCCUCCCCUGCCCCACGCCCCGUUCCCUCCCCUGCCCCACGCCCCGUUCCCUCCCCUGCCCCACGCCUCUCCUCUGCAGCCGCCCCGCCCCUGCGCCCACCCCCCCAGCCGGCCCUGCCGCGCCGGUCCUGCCGCACCGCCCCUCCCUCCAGCCCCUCCCGCGCCGGCAGCGGCACAGGGGCUUCUCUCCCUCGCUGCUCCCGAGGGAAGAGCCGCCUCGGUGCCCUCGUUCAGAGGGAGCCUCCCGUCCCCACAGGGGUCCCCUCCGCAGCACAUAUCCUCCCCCCCUCCGCCGAGAGCGCUGGGGGCUGUAGUUCCGUCCCGCCGCCUCUUCCGGCAGCCCCAGCGCCCGGCGGGGGGGCGCGGACUACACUUCCCGGCACGCUCCGCGGGAGAUGGGGGGGGCGCCCCUGCCCUGCUCCAGCCUCUACCGCUGGUUUCCCCCCCAUCCCCGCCGCCUCUCUCAGCGUGGCGGGGUCUGAGCCGCCGCCCGCCGCGGGCAACAGCGCCCUGAGGGGCUGCCCCGUUCCCGGGCCCUGCCGUUACCUGGGAGAGCCGGGGCUAUUUUUAACCUGGAUGUGUUCUGUGAUUUGUUUCCCACACAGCACAGAAACUGGCACGGCUGAGGGGCUGGGAGCCAGGAGGGCUGACGCUUGGGACACGUCCUCGUGGUGGGCUGCCAAGGACGGUGGCAGUGUCCCCUCGCCCAGGGCGGUGGCCCCGGGCACACGGCAUCAUCCGCGCUGCUGGCCCGACCCUUCCCUGGAGACCUACUUCUGCUGGGAGAGGCAAGGAAACCUCAGCUGGAGCGAGGAUUUACCUGAUGUGCUGUAUCUUCAGAGUGUGGCCAAAACACAGGACAGCCUGCAACGGGGCUCUCCUAAUCCUCUUGCUCAAGGCUGGUGGCUUCGAAAAAAAUCACAGCUCCAUUGUGCUCCAAAGUCAUACUGAAUGAUUCAGAUGAAAAGAAAAACCCACGUCACAAGGAACAGGGGACUCAAAGACGAGUGUCGAGGCCAGCAGACCGGGGACAUGGAUCCCAGGCAGCAGCAGCUCAUCCUGAGAAUGUUCCACCCUGUGACAGCAGCAACAUGAUGGUUUAUCCCUCCGUGCUGCAGGACUGUAGAAGACAAGUGCUGCUCACGCUGUUAGGGGAGUUCCUAAGCACCCUUGGCCCCACGGGGCUGGCGCUGAUUGCCUGGGGGUGGUGGGGCAGCAGGACAGCCCUCCUGUGCUAGCUGGGGGACGCAGAUCCAGCCCCCCGCAGCCGAGGGAGGUGAACUCCCUCCUUCCUCCUGGAGCAGGGCUGCCAGCGGCGGAGGUCAGGCAGGGCAGCAGGAAGGGGCAGGGUCACCAGGCAGGGAGGCAGAGCCCGGAGCUCCUGGGCGGCAGCAGAGCAUGCAGCGACAGACAGUGCUGCCGUCACCGAACAUCUGGCUAGAAUGCUCCCCCAAAAUAGAUCACUUCCUUCUUCCACCUCAAAGGAAACUGUGUUGGAAGGAGACUCAGAGCAGCGCUGGUGCAAGGAGGGAUCUCGUUCAUGGGCAGCCUCCCACUGGGUGCCACGGACACAUUCCGGGUGUGACGCUGGGACCAGACAUCAGGCAGGUUCCAAGGGAUUAGUCCUGCGAAACGCCCCGACAACCCACGUGGGUGCCGAGCCUCUCAGCGCCCCGGAGCAGAAACCCACCAGCACUUUCCAUCGGUGGCUGGUAUUGCAAAACCAACACUGUUCCCAAAAGCUGCUCCGGUGCCGAGGGGCUCAGACUGUGAUCAGCCCUCACCUACAUCUUCCAGCACCAGUUUUACAUUACAGUGCUGCUUCACAGCAUCUUCCUUAUUGGCAGGCAUCAGGAGAAAUGUGUGUCAACAAAUCCGAAGCGAGCGUAAGCGCCGCUGAUAAUAAAACAUGAGUCACUGUUACUCAAUCAUUUAGCAGCGCAUGUCUUGCAAGAAAGUUCUCUCUUCUAGGAAUCACCACCGCACAAAUUCGAGAGUUGUUUUAAUGAUCACCCUGGUUUUUAACUUCCUUAGCUGAGUUUUCAGAGGGCUACUUCCUGCUAUCCCUGCUUGCAGCCCACCGCCCUGUGCUCCCUCUGCAUCUUGUGUUUCAAAGCCAGGCGUGAGGCAUCCAGCUCUGGCAUGACCUGAUGUUCUUCCUAGCAGUUUUAACACUCAGUGUCCCCAACACCAGGAGCAAACUGGCAGCAAGGAGGGGGCUGCUGGGACUGACCCCCCAGUUGCCAUCAAUGCCCCCCAGACCAUCUCUGGUGCCGCUGGCCAGUGUUUAGGGGAUGCGCAUUUUUCUGCUGGGCUGGGAUGAGGAAGAGUGUGGUCAACCCCAGCAUUUUGGCAAGGGAGAUUUUUUUUUCCCAUAAAGGCAUUAUUUUCAUUGUUUUCUUACAUUUCAGUUUGGGAAGGAGCAGGAGGGGUCAGGGAUGUCUUCCCAGACAUUUCUUCAAAACCGUUUUUAUCCUUGGUAACAAAUGCCCCUGCCAAACACAGCAGCACACGUCCUCAGUUUCCCCUCCGUACGCCUGAUUUCUUGAAUGGCUUCUUGGAAAAACCAUUUACAUGGUGACCUCUUGCUGCUGUAAGAUGUGCAGGGAGAUGGGUCCUUUCCAGGCAUUCAAGCUGUGGUGCUUGGUGCUUCCUGUUUUUACUGAGGAACUUUUAGGAGGUCAGAAAUACAUGAAUUGAGCUUUUGCUGCCUUAAUAGGUGAAAGGCUGCUGGAAGCACGUGGAUAAACUUCCUCUGUGCCAAAUGACCGUCAUUUAAGUCAAACAUUUUUUAACAAUAGAAGCAAAAUUUUAAAAGGUGUAGUUAAAAAAAACCCCACCACAUUUGCCUGUCUGUCCUCCUUGCUCCGUGCUGCUCUGCCUCUUGCUGCUUAGCUUGAUCUCGAGCACUCCUGCUGCAGGGAAGGCUUGAGCUUCUGAUGUGGCAAACAGGUAGACUAAGCUAAUUUAUCGCUCAAGUCUUUUAUUCCAUCACAGAGUGGCAAAAGGGAAGGCUCGUCUCUCUUGUGGGUCACCUCUAAUAGCAAUUGCUUCAGCAAGAUGGAUUUCAAAAUUAGGUGCUCUCGAAGCAGAAGCCAUGCUGUAUUUUUCAAAAGCUCAAAGCAGCCGUAAGAGGAAUCUGACCUUCAUUCUUCAUAAUAAAUUCACUGGGGAAAAAAAAAAUCCAUCUUUGUUUUUCAGCUUGAAGUACUGUCAAAAGAAAAGCCAGGGCACACACAAUAUAUACAAAAUAAAAACACAAGACAACUUCAGCAAAAUGACAAAAAACUCAGAGAUUUACUUUUCCUGCUUUUUUUUACUCAAACAUUGGAAUAGAGUCUGACAGCUUGUCUGCAAGUACAUUGUUUUGGAAUAAAGGCUGGUGUUAAUUUAAAAUGGAUAAACUAGGCUAAAUUAAGACCACCUCAAAGUGGUUUUACGAUGUAGAGUGCAAUCCAGUAGCUAAGUCUGGGGAAAAGUUUAUUGAUAUACACCCACAUUUAGGCACCCCACUGGACUUAGCACGUUUGUAAAACGUCCCUGAAUGUAUUUCAGGUGCUAAAAUAAUGUCUGCUGCAGCCUGCCAAAAGAAAAUGUCACACAGUUAUUUUUUGCUAAAGCGCCCCAAAAAGAUGUGAUCUGCAGUCAAAUACAGACUUGUAAGCUAAAGAAUAUAGUGGAGGAAUGCUUGAAAAUAUUUGGCAUUUUACUAUUAAUAAAAUGAUUGGCACAUUUUGGUCCUAAAAGCCUGUAGCUUGUCAGCUGCCACUGGCACAGCCUGGAAAUGGUGAAAAUUAAUCAUCUCUUGUAUUAAACACUAUCUUUGUAUUUUGCCAUGUCUCUGUUACAGACUCUGCAUUGAAUAACUCAUUAUAACCCAACACAGCACAUUGCCUUUAUUCCUUUAAUCUCCUUGUCAGGCAUAGCUGGGAAGGCAGAAUGGGAAUGUUUAUUUUAACUAGCAGGUCCAUCCCUUAGGCUGGCAAGAAUUAGGAGAGGUUUUUCCCAAGCUCGGCUUGUCUCCCAUCCAGAGAACCUAAUGCUGUGGCUGCAGUCCACCCGGCUCCUCUUCUGGAGGAGUCACUGAAAUCCAUCAUCCCACUUUCUAGCAAACCUAGACCCAGCUGUUACUCAGCCUUUUCUCCUUCAGGAUGGGCUGGUUACCCUGAUAAAAGCAGCUGUAAAGAGGCUCAGUGUCAGCAGCACCCUAAUUAAGCUGCAGAAAUCAGCCACUUCACACCCCUUAGUUCAGGUUUCCAGGGGCCCCUUGGCCUGGACAGAAACAUUUUGUUAAAUAAGCUCAGCUGUUUGCUAGAGCUGGUGUGACCACUGAAAGCUGGGCAGAAGGGAUGAACAUUGUCCAUACAUUUACUUACACCAGCUUAAAGUUACAGAGCAUAUCUAGGUGGUUGCAGCUGCAGCUUCUUUCAGGACCAACUCGAGAUAACCAUAAAAAUCAGUCUGGUUUCAUCUGGCAUUCAAGGUAUCUUGAGUAACUCCCACGUUUUAACAUUCAAGUUCUCUCCAGACCAAUCAAUUUUUUGUUGUUUAGAACAGCAAAAGCCUGUUCUUUACCUCUACAACAAGCAUUUAUGUGAAGGUUACAGCCCUAGGAGAUGCUUUUUGAUAGUGAUGUCAACGCCAUCAGUUCCCCUGUAGGGAACCACUACCUAAACCAGUCGCACUUCCACUGCUCAUUAUCCCUCUUCCACAGCAAGCACCCACUUUGAAAGAUCAAGGGAAGGCAGAUUCAGGCUGAAGUGUCAGCAGUAACUGACCUCGGAUCAGGCAAUCUUGCAGUGCCCAAGUCUGACCCAUCCGUGAAGAGACUCAGACAGUUCUGACCAAGAGGAUUCAUUAACCACUGGAGCUUCCAGGGGAGCACAGCUGUGGAACAGCGAGGUCCUUUCCAGCAACAACCUGCAGUAGCUUUUCUUUAAAAAGAAGAACUGAUCUACCUAUGGCAUUUCUCUUUCCCCAACAACACUUCCACUGUUUCAAACCCUUUUAUGGCAGACACAAGCGAAGGCUUUGUUCCUGACAUCCAUGUGCAGCUCAACUGAAUUACAGGAACGUACCAAGCACUCCUGAGAAAACCACAGCCACUCUGGAGAGCUGGGGAGGCUUUGCAGCAUCUCCCACCCAUCACCAGCCUCUGCAGUGACACAGGGGGUUCUUUUCCUCAGUAAGCAGCAUCGAUGAUUACAUUACCUACCCUCUCCAGCCUCCAGCACGCUCUGUUACCACUGUGCUAAAGUCAAAGGCAGGGCAAAGGCCGUGCCUGGCUGCCGGGGAAGCGCUCGCUACUCAUCUCCUAAGUUCAGCUGAAUCCUCUAGGUUACUUCUGUCAACAUCAAGCACUGAGAACAAAGGCACAAGAUUAUGGGGCUCUCAUUAAGAAUGCUUGUUCCAAGAACAAGAAAUGUGUCUACUUUCCUCUGAUGACCUGGGGAAACAAAAAAACCCUUCAGCACAGAAAAUUUAUUUGUCAUCAGUUACGAACAUUUGAAUGUGUAAUAUCCAGUUUAAGGAGACAAAAAAGUCUGUCUGUCCUACCCUUUCUACAUCGAGACCUUGCAAACAGCAUCGUUUUUCUGCUUGAAACAGAAAGCAGGGAUGAUGUACAUAUCUGAGAACACCAACACACACAAAAGCCCCCAAAUCCUUAGGGUAUUAAGUGAGCCGUUUAACUAAGUAUUUAAAACCUCUGCAAUUAUUAGUUUAUUAGUAUCAUCCAGGAUUUCAGAUGUUCAAUAUUUCUCCUGAAGUUAUACAUAAAUGCAAAUCGAAAUAAGAAUCUGAAAGUCAAAAUUGUAUAACAAAACAAUACUCCAUCACAAAAGCGUGUAAAAUUACAAGAAUGCUUUUUUUUGUUUGUUUUUUAACACUGGCACUUAAGAGAACCAUAAUUUUGUAACCACAAAAUUGCCGAAUUGUCCCCCAAACUGGUAAGCAGGUAUAUGUGAAAAUAGUUACAGCUGCCAGCACUUGAAGUUUUACUAAAUAUGCAAAAAACCCCUUAGCUUUGGUUUUGGAAGAGAACUGUAUUUGACCAAAUUAGACAUUGUUGGUAUAACCAUAAACAUUUAACUUUUUAAUGCAAAAUUUAAUAAAAUGUACUUUUCCAUACAACUAUAUUUAACUUAAAAAUGGGCAAACAUCAAGAGUGCGGUAUAAAACCUAACAGGAAAAAUACAUCUUAUCUCAUUUUCAAUUUGAGACAAUAUACAACUUUGUUUAAAGGGCUAAAACUAGAAUUUCAAGAAUACAAAUAUGAAUUUACAUAGAUUUAACAAAUAAUAAUGGUACCAUUUAUAGAAAUCUUAGAAAGAAAAAUCAUUUCUUGUGGGCCCUUUGCUACCAGGAGUCUCAUGGUAUAAAGCCCGUGGCCAUCACCAGACCUGUCACCAAAAAAUAAUAUGGUCAUUUCAUGCUUUUAACUUUACACAUUUUAGGUACGCUCAUCACUCCCAGGUGUUCAGAGAUUUACAAAUAUAACUUCCAUUACAUGGUAACAGAGUCACACGUGUAAAUUUCUCCACACCGGAUGGACAUACACUCUUCCUAUGGGUCCUUCUAGGACAAAAUUUAACAUUCCCUCCCUCCCCACCCCCCAAAGUAUUUAGUUUCUGUAAAAUUGAACUCUGUACUUCUCAACUCUCCAAGACUGGUAAACUCAUGCAACGCAAUAGAAUAUUACAUUUCACAAAAAUCUGAACAAGUAUCCGUUUGCUGAGAUUGAAUUUUUUGUUGUUUCCAGUUAUGGAAGAAUAUUUUCAUCAUAUGCCUAUAUAUUUCUUUUCUUACCCUAUCAUGAUAAUGCAGGGUAUGCAGAUCAAAGCUUUGUUUAUCAGCUGGUUAUAUGAAAGAUGAAAACUGUAAUAUUCCCGUGAUCCCAUACGGGCAUUCAAUAAAGCAAAAGAUGAGUUCCCCUCAAAAGAAAAAAAAAAAAAGAAAAAAAAAAAAAAAGAGAAAAGAAAAAGUAUGAUUCUCAAGGGCACCUAUUAAAAGGACAACAAUACUAAUAAAAAAAAUUGUAUUUACUUAGAAGCAUUCAGAAUGUCAACAAAACAGCUGCAACUUUUUUUCUUCCUUUUUGCAAUUACAGAGUGGUAUUCAGUUAACAGAACAACAAUUAAUUUUAUGAUGCAUCAGAGACAACUGAAGAUGAGAAAUUAACUACAUCCCCAAAUAUAACUAAAUUUGUGCUGUGCACCAACAAGAACCUGCUUUAUAAUUCCCAUGCCAAUUUACAACCCCCACACUGUACCAGGCAAGGUUAGUGGCCAUUGAAAUACCACUAAGGACAGGGCUAUCUAAAGACACAUUCGGUAGUGUGUUAACUAUACAAAAAAAGAGACACUGUACAGUUUAAAAACAAAUCUUACACAGCCUUACAUUUCAAUUUUUUU
Molecule: messenger RNA, 7736 nt
Organism: Prinia subflava (tawny-flanked prinia)
Lineage: Eukaryota; Metazoa; Chordata; Aves; Passeriformes; Cisticolidae
Exons: 7
Coding region: 1-1275 (424 amino acids)
Source: RefSeq, a predicted model, not a curated record